Diabrotica virgifera virgifera (western corn rootworm) is the source of this 1435-nucleotide messenger RNA. RefSeq lists its product as uncharacterized. Lineage: Eukaryota; Metazoa; Arthropoda; Insecta; Coleoptera; Chrysomelidae. The coding region runs from base 124 to 1341 and encodes 405 amino acids. The record is from RefSeq and is a predicted model, not a curated record. The transcript has 2 exons.
AUACCCGACACCGUAUUAAGGGUACUGAUUAUAUAUUAUCUUCAGCCGACUUAAAAUAUCGGCCAGUGCUCUUGAAGUUUCUAAAAGUGUAUCAUUGUAAAAGUGUUUUAUAUAAAGUGAAGAAUGGGCGAGGUAUUGAACAAAGAUGCACUGCAUUCUUGGAUUCAGCGUGCGAUAGGUACAGAAAACUUCAAUUUUACUGUGGAAAACACCACCCAAAAAGGAGAGGGUUACGUAGGGGACUUAUUUUUCGUUAAAAUUGAUUUACAACAACCGAUUAACGGACUCAACGUUCUUUAUCUGGUCGUAAAAACCAACAAGAGGGAUCCUGGAUCGAUUCGUCUCAUGCAGGAUUUUUGCAAGAGAGAAGUAUUCUUUUACGGCACAGUUUUUAAAGAAUACCAGGAAUUUCUAAAUAACAAGAAGCUUCCAGUUCUUUUAGACAUGGUACCCAAAUGUUAUAAAACUUUUUCAGAAAAUGGCAAUGAGGUUAUUAUUUUAGAAAAUUUAAAGAAAGGGGGUUUUAUGCUACAUGCAAGAGAAGAGCCCAUGAAUAUUGCUCAUCUGAAAAUGGGCUUAAAAUCUUAUGCAAAGUUACAUGCCAUGUCUUUAGCUCUGAAAGACCAAAAGAGAGAAAUUUUUGAAAAUAUGUCAAAGACCUGUACUUCCUUAGUGAAUCAGCUGUUUUCAACGUCUAAAAAAGUGUUUAAUACAAAGACACCCAUGUUAGUAGAAACUCUAAAAGAAGCUGGUCGACCUGAUUUGUCGAUCUUGUUUAAUAAGUACAUACAUGACAAAAGUAUGUAUACUAGAUUUAUGGAAAUAGGUAAUACUAUUUCUAAAGAUCAAGCAAUAGUACAUGGUGAUUGUCACAACGGGAAUAUGAUGUUUCAAUAUAAGGAUGACGAUAAAUCUGUUCCACUUCGCAUGGUUUUGAUAGAUUUCCAAGCGUCUUUUAUUCAUUCACCAGUACUCGAUCUCUCCUAUUUUCUAUGGAUGAAUUUAUCACCAACUGAAGCUCCGAAAAUAAAAGAUUUUGUGGAGUAUUACUAUACUGAGUUUUGCUCAUAUCUAAAACAAUUAGGUAGUGACGCUGACACAGUAUUUCCGAGAAGCAUUUUUGAAGAACAUUUAAAAAAAUAUCUACCAUAUGGAUUUCUUUUGAUACUAGCAUUAUUAGAAAUAUUUUAUCUUGAAAAUGAAGAUACACCGGCUUUCCUUGAUGAAACCAACUCUUUCUUUGGAGGUUUGUCGAAUGACCUAAAAUUAAAAUCACGGGACCAAUAUUUGAAACGGCUGGUGGCACUAGUGGAUACCUUUUUCAAUGGUCCAUAUGCGUAAACACAAAAUUAUCCUGGCUUUUAUGGUAAUGUCGACUACUAAUGUACAUAUAUAUUUGUAACAGUACUUUUGAAUAAAGUAAUAAUUUAUUGCG